AUGCUGGUUUUAUUUGAAACGGCUGCCGGUUAUGCAAUUUUUAAAGUCCUGGAUGAAUCCAAACUCCAGGAGGUGGACAGCUUAUGGAAAGAGUUUGAGACGCCGGACAAGGCUAAUAAAAUAGUGAAGUUGAAACACUUUGAGAAAUUCCAGGACACAACAGAGGCAUUGGCAGCGGCCACCGCCCUGACGGAGGGAAAGAUCGGCAAGAGCCUGAAGAAGGUGCUGAAGAAAGUGGUGGCCAAAGAAGCCCACGAGCAGCUGGCCAUCAGUGAUGCCAAGCUAGGGGGAGUGAUCAAGGAUAAGCUGAACCUGAGCUGCGUUCAUAGCCCCGCGGUGGCCGAGCUGAUGAGAGGCAUACGAACCCAGAUGGAGUCACUCAUCACUGGGCUGCCCCCACGGGAGAUCAGCGCCAUGUCCCUGGGGCUGGCACAUAGUUUGUCGCGCUAUAAGCUGAAGUUCAGUCCGGACAAAGUGGACACCAUGAUUGUUCAAGCUAUCUCUCUGCUGGAUGAACUGGACAAGGAGCUGAACAACUACAUCAUGCGCUGUAGAGAGUGGUAUGGCUGGCACUUCCCAGAGGUGGGGAAGAUCAUCACCGACAACCUGGCGUACUGCAAGAGUGUCCGUAAGAUCGGCGCCCGUACCAACGUGGCCACUACCGACCUCUCGGAGUAUCUGACUGAAGAAGUUGAAGCUGAGGUCAAGCUGGCCGCGGAAAUCUCCAUGGGUACAGAGGUGUCGGAGGAGGACAUAGACAACAUCAUGCACUUGUGUGACCAGGUGAUCGAGAUCACAGAGUACCGCACUCAACUGUAUGACUACCUGAAGAAUCGCAUGAUGGCCAUCGCUCCCAACCUGACGGUCAUGGUGGGGGAACUGGUCGGGGCACGCCUCAUCUCACACGCGGGAUCCCUGUUGAACCUGGCCAAGCACCCAGCCUCCACAGUGCAGAUCCUGGGUGCUGAGAAGGCCCUGUUCAGAGCACUGAAGACGCGCAGGGACACGCCCAAAUACGGUCUUAUCUACCACGCCUCCCUGGUCGGGCAGACGUCCGCCAAGAACAAGGGCAAGAUCUCCAGAAUGCUGGCUGCCAAAGCGUCCCUGGCCAUCCGCUACGACGCCCUGGGGGAGGACACCAAUGCAGAGAUGGGAGUGGAGAACCGGGCCAAGCUGGAGGUCCGACUACGACAUCUGGAGGAGAAAGGAAUCCGACGGAUAAGUGGAACAGGCAAAGCUAUGGCCAAGGCUGACAAAUAUCAACACAAGAGUGAUGUGAAGGUGUAUGACCCAUCUGGAGAUUCUACCCUCCCCACGACUUCCAAGAAGAGGAAGUUUGAGGAGGUGGAGGAGGAAGAGGAGGCCACGCCCGUAGCAGUCAAAACCAAGAAACCCAAGAAGGAACCAGUUGAAGAACCAGAGGCAUCCACAUCGGCAGAAACUCCUAAGAAGAAGAAGAAAAAGAAAGAGAAGAAAGAAGAGGUGGAGGAGGAAGUUAAGGAUGAGGAAGAAGAGGCACUGGUCUCUCCAACAGAGGAAUCAACAGAAAAGAAGAAAAAGAAGAAGAAAAAGAAGGUCAAGGAGGAAGAGGGAGAAUAAGCUGAAUGAACUUUAUAUUUUUAGUUUUAUCGUUACACAUGUCCUCUUGGGCCUAGACUGCCGACUGAGUUUCCCGUUUGGAAGAAGAGACAAGGCGUGUGAAGAAAUGGGUUUAUUUCAGAAUGACCAAUGGAGGGGCUCUCUUAUGAUCAAGAACGAGAGACUAAUUUUGUAAACAAAGAAUACUGUGUGGAUGUUUGUGUUAAAUAUGAACCUUUUAUAAAACUUGGCGUAAGGCCCUGCAAAAUGACCCAAUGACAGUCAGGUCCAGUCAAUGUUUAAAUGUCUCAUUUGUGCACAUGUUGAGCCAUGUGACAUUUUUAAGGCUUUGUUAAUGUAUUAUAUUCUCAAACUCUUGUCUGACAGUUUUUGUUUUGGUGGAUUAAAUACACAUUUCUCAAC
Esox lucius (northern pike) is the source of this 2001-nucleotide messenger RNA. RefSeq names its product NOP58 ribonucleoprotein homolog (yeast) (gene nop58). Gene Ontology annotation, cellular component: box C/D methylation guide snoRNP complex; small-subunit processome. The transcript has 13 exons. The record is from RefSeq and is a predicted model, not a curated record. The coding region runs from base 1 to 1599 and encodes 532 amino acids. Gene Ontology annotation, molecular function: snoRNA binding. Lineage: Eukaryota; Metazoa; Chordata; Actinopteri; Esociformes; Esocidae.